This is a messenger RNA of Salvia miltiorrhiza (redroot sage), 948 nucleotides long. Its product is annotated as putative glycine-rich cell wall structural protein 1. The record is from RefSeq and is a predicted model, not a curated record. Bases 36 to 665 code for a protein of 209 amino acids. The transcript is spliced from 3 exons. Lineage: Eukaryota; Viridiplantae; Streptophyta; Magnoliopsida; Lamiales; Lamiaceae.
AUCACUAGUCUAAUUGUUUUACAAAUUUGAGAAUAAUGGGUUCCAAAGUGAACAUUAUUGUUGGUAUUCUCACAAUUAUGCUUCUUCUAGCUGUCUCAAAUUCGACUCGCAUUUCCAGCACAAUCGACCCAUCUAAGGAGGGUAACGGGAGGAAUAAGGUUCUAAAUGAUUCCAAGUGUUUUGGCAAAUAUGGAGGUGAAGGACUUCAUGGAUACGGAGGUGGCGGUGGCGGCGGUGGUUAUGGCAGCGGAGGCGGAGGCAGUGGAUAUGGAAGUGGAGGUGGCAACGGCCAUGGAUAUGGAAGUGGAGGUGGUGGUAGCGGCUAUGGAGGAGGUGGAGGGGGUUCUGGUAGUGGAGGUGGUGGCGGCUACGAAGGAGGUGGCGAAGGUGGUGGUAGCGAAGGUGGUGGUAGCGGCUAUGGAGGAGGUGGCGGUGGUUCUGGUAGUGGAGGUGGUGGUAGCGGCUAUGGAGGAGGCGGCGGCGGCGGCAGCGGAGGUGAUGGUAGCGGCUAUGGAGGUGGUUAUGGUAGCAGAGUUGAUCCGGAUGCUGUGAAUCAAUCUAAGGAUACUAAGAAGACGACUUCCGUCGUCCAUGACCAAUACGGAGGCGGAGACGGUGGCUCGCGAGGAAAUAUGGCUGGCAGAGGGGGCGGAGGUGUUGGCUAAGAGAGGCAAUUGUACGUAGCCGCUGCCUUUAUGGGUGCUGAGACCAAACUAAUCAUAAAAAGUAGUUGCAAGCUAGGCUCGAAUAUUUUGAAAUAGCAAAAUUCGGAAAAAAAAAAAAAAAACUUAGCUUGCAUGAAAAUUAUAAAUAAUAUGUGGAUAAGCUUCAUUAGUUCCUUCUUUGUGAAUGUCACGUGCUAAAUAUAUGGAUAUUCUAGUGCAAAAAGAUUGUAACUAGUGUUUGAUUUCUUAUUUUCACUCUACUUAAUUAUAUAUAUUAGUAAUA